Molecule: messenger RNA, 1268 nt
Organism: Cyphomyrmex costatus
Lineage: Eukaryota; Metazoa; Arthropoda; Insecta; Hymenoptera; Formicidae
Gene: Gale
Product: UDP-galactose 4'-epimerase
Exons: 6
Coding region: 47-1105 (352 amino acids)
Biological process (GO): beta-D-galactose catabolic process via UDP-galactose, Leloir pathway
Cellular component (GO): cytosol
Molecular function (GO): UDP-glucose 4-epimerase activity
Source: RefSeq, a predicted model, not a curated record
AUGUAUAAUAUAUAUCAACUAAUAAAACAGCAUUGUACAAUAAAUAAUGGCAAGUGAAUCUUGGAAUGUCUUGGUAACGGGAGGCGCUGGUUAUAUCGGUUCUCAUACAGUAUUGGAAUUGGUACAAGCGGGUCUUCGGGUGGUGGUAAUAGACAACCUUAUCAAUGCACAUAAAGACCCAAAUUCUAAGAAACCAGAAUCUCUUCUUAGAGUGGAAAAAUUGACAAGUAAAACUAUUGCAUUUAUCGACUGUGACAUCACAAACAUUAAUGAUCUAAGAAGUGUAUUUCAGAAACAUACUUUUCAUUGUGUUAUACAUUUUGCUGCAUUGAAAGCAGUUGGUGAGUCAUGUCAGAAACCUCUCGAGUAUUACAAAAUUAAUGUCAGUGGAACGAUAAAUCUGCUAGAAGUUAUGCGGGAAAACAAUGUAAAGAGUUUUAUUUAUUCAAGUAGUGCCACAGUUUAUGGUGUACCUAAGCAACUUCCUUUAGUAGAAAACAUGAAAACUGGUAAUUGUACAAAUCCAUAUGGAAAGACAAAGUUUAUGGUGGAAGAAAUACUAAAGGAUUUAUGUAUAUCAGAUAAGGAAUUUUCGGUUAUAUCUUUGAGAUAUUUUAAUCCUGUCGGCGCACAUCCCUCAGGUGAAAUUGGAGAAGAUCCCAACGGCAUUCCAAAUAAUUUAAUGCCUUAUAUUGCACAAGUUUCUGUUGGAAAAAGGGACAUGUUAUACAUUUAUGGCAAUGACUAUGAUACUCCUGAUGGUACAGGUGUACGUGACUAUAUUCAUAUUAUGGAUUUGGCAGUUGGACAUAUGAAAGCUGUAAAGUAUCAAAAAGCUCUUAAUCCAACAGGAUUUAAGCCGAUAAAUCUUGGUAGUGGAAAGGGCUAUUCUGUGCUUCAAGUUAUACAUGCGUUUGAAAAAGCAUCCGGACAAAAAAUACCAUAUAAAAUAGUUGAACGUAGACCAGGUGAUGUCUCCACCAGUUAUGCGGAUGCUAGAAUCGCUAAUGAGGAACUAGAUUGGACUGCUACAAAAAAUAUAGAUGACAUGUGUGCAGAUACGUGGAAAUGGCAACAAAAUAAUCCAAACGGUUAUAAACUCUAAUAAAUAUUAUACCUAGAUAACUAAGAGAAGUAUUUGGUGAAGCUUUUAGCUUGCUAUUACAUUUUGCCUUCCACAUCAUUGGAUGGAUAAUGAAACCAUGGUGGUAUACAGUUACCAAAGUUUAGACCAAAGCAUUAAAAAAGUAAUUUUUUAUCUUCUGUUA